Opisthorchis viverrini is the source of this 612-nucleotide messenger RNA. RefSeq lists its product as hypothetical. The transcript has 3 exons. Gene Ontology annotation, cellular component: ribosome; cytosolic large ribosomal subunit. Gene Ontology annotation, molecular function: structural constituent of ribosome. Gene Ontology annotation, biological process: cytoplasmic translation. Bases 1 to 612 code for a protein of 203 amino acids. The record is from RefSeq and is a predicted model, not a curated record. NCBI's taxonomy places the organism in Eukaryota, Metazoa, Platyhelminthes, Trematoda, Opisthorchiida, Opisthorchiidae.
AUGGUUCGGUACUCUUGGGAACCGAAAGACGAAGAUGAGAGCCGCACAUGUAAGGCACGCGUACCCUAUCUUAGGGCACACUUCAAGAAUACGCACGAGUGCGCUCGUGCAAUUAAGGGUAUGACCUUGCAACGGGCGCAAACUUUCCUGAAGAACGUUAUUGAAAAGAAGGAAAUAGUGCCGUUCAGGCGUUUCAAUGGUGGAGUCGGGAGACACGCGCAGGCCAAGGCAUGGGGUACUACACAAGGCCGCUGGCCGAAAAAGUCAGCUCAGAUGCUGCUACAGCUAUUGCAUAAUGCAUUCAGUAACGGAGUUAACAAGGAUAUCAAGGGAGGAGAAGCCAGUCGGCUGUACAUAAAACAUAUCCAAGUUAGUUAUUUCACCAUUACCUCGAACCUCGUUAAUCAAGCACCCGCGAUGCGUCGCAGGACGUACCGUGCGCACGGCCGCAUUAAUCCGUACAUGUGUUCACCCUGUCACGUCGAAGUGAUCCUGGCUACAAAAGACGACUUGGUACCGAAGGUUUCGGCGAACGCCCCUCAACCGCUGAAAAAGAAAGAGUCCAAGAAGAAAAUGAAACGUCAGCUAAUGAAAGAAAGCGCUGGUUUCUGA